Messenger RNA from Mizuhopecten yessoensis (Yesso scallop), 1574 nucleotides. Its product is annotated as caspase-3-like. The transcript is spliced from 6 exons. Gene Ontology annotation, molecular function: cysteine-type endopeptidase activity. NCBI's taxonomy places the organism in Eukaryota, Metazoa, Mollusca, Bivalvia, Pectinida, Pectinidae. The record is from RefSeq and is a predicted model, not a curated record. Gene Ontology annotation, biological process: proteolysis. The coding region runs from base 440 to 1288 and encodes 282 amino acids.
AAAUACAUUUCAGACUAUUGCCAACACAGACAUUAGAUAAGAGUAAAUAUUCGUUCACAUCAUUUUCAGCAACUUUAAAUGGCGUUCGUUUUUCCUAAAAUGUUAUGAUUAAGAAAGCAUGUGUCUGGAGAACCUUCAGUACUUUGAUUAUUCUAUAUAUAUAUACGUACUUUCUCAGAAGAGAUAUUUAUAUACAAUGCGCUAUUAAUAACUAGGCUCGUGUCUGUCAUAAGCAGUCUCAAUGUUUGUAUUGCUGUCGCAGUGCUUGUAAUUAACCCAGGAUAUGAACUUUCCGACCGAUUAGUGUUAUACCAAGCGACAACCAACAGAAGUACAACUAAAAUUACUUGAGAGGAAAGUAUAUUUCGGUAAACAAAGAGCUGUUUCACGACUGGUGCCUGUUAGAUACUUGGGCUUUGUCAAAACGAAAGUAGCUAGGAUGACGGAUCAAGCCGAUGCCUCUCAACGAAGGAAGGAGCCUAUUGCUACUGAAGUAAAGCAAGAUUUGAUUGCUAAUCCUAGUAAAAAUGCCAGCUCAAAAUUACCUGUAAGAAGUCAACAAGACUUGCAGAGUAAAGUCUACCGCUUCAAGAGUGAUGUGGAAUUGUCCCGCAAGGCUCUCAUAGUUAACAACCUUUCACAAUCUACAGGAGAAAAGGAUUCUGAUUUAAUGGAAAACAAUCUUAAACAAUUUGGCUUCACUGUCAGACGUGUAAAUCAACUGACAAUAGAAGAUUUGCAAACCGAUUUGACAAAAGAGUCAAAAGACAUGGCUUGCGAUACCGACUGCUUUGUGUGCGUUGUCCUGGCCCUUGGUGGAAGUGGAUAUAUUAAAGGUUUCAAUCCCAACGCUGCAGCCACAAAAAAAUUGCCUAUUGAAAAACUUUGUGAACCCUUCCAAGGGAACAACUGUAAGCCUUUGGUGAUGAAACCAAAAAUUUUCAUCGUAAUGUCAUGGGACAAAGAGCCUGGCAGUCGAUUACGUACUGAUGGGGACAUGGAUGAACCAAAGAUUUUCAAACUUCCGACAGAAUCUGAUGUCCUGGUAUACGUAUGCCACAUGUCAGGGUUACUAAAACAAGGCUAUGAUGAGAACGGGUCUUGGUUGAUCAAGUCACUCUCAGAUGUGAUGCAAAAGGAACGUGGAAACAGUAAGAGGAGGGAUUUUCUCAGUUUGCUUACUAUUGUCAACAGAGAAAUGGCAAACAAAUAUAAAGGCACAGAACUGAAGCGUUCUGAGUGUAUCCCCACAGUCACCUCAACUUUAACCAAACUUAUCUAUUUGUAAACAUCAAUCCCACCUUGUACUGAUAGCCUUGUUAGUAUGGACAUGGAAUGUCAAAAGUACAAAGAACAAACUGAAUCAUAAACUUGGAAUGGUACCAUAAAAUGAAAUUUUCUUUUCGUGUUAUAUUGUUUUGAAAUACAUGAUUGUACUAAGAUCACAUUUAUCAACUUUAGUUGCGUAGGUAUCCUGAUUGUUAGUGAGAGUGUAUGUGGCAUAUUUGUUUUUAAAGUUAAGGAAUUUUAUCGUACAUUUUCAAAAAUUGGCUACUUCUUUUCACAUUUGAAAU